This is a messenger RNA of Lycium barbarum (goji berry), 1460 nucleotides long. RefSeq lists its product as uncharacterized. NCBI's taxonomy places the organism in Eukaryota, Viridiplantae, Streptophyta, Magnoliopsida, Solanales, Solanaceae. The record is from RefSeq and is a predicted model, not a curated record. The coding region runs from base 268 to 1104 and encodes 278 amino acids. The transcript is spliced from 4 exons.
AUAUAUAAAAAAAAAAAAAAACAUAAUAAGUCCAAUGCAGAGGCAAACAGGUGACGCUACGUUCCCUACAAAAUCUGUUACUCUUCUCCAAUAGUAUUACGAUUUACCAAAAUCAGCCAUAGCCAUAGCCCACCACAAACACAAGAAAACAAACAGAUUCUUUCCAUUAAUAAAUAUAGAAAUCAGAAGGAUCCAUUGGAACAUACAUCCAUAUAUAUAUAUAUAGAUAUACAUAUGGACACAUAUAUAUAAUAGAAGAAUAAAAUCAUGCCAUCAGGUGCCAAGAAGCGAAAAGCUGCAAAGAAAAAGAAGAAAUUGGGAGGAAAUAAUAACGCUCAAUCAUCCAAGUCUGCUACUGUUACUAAUUCUCACUCUCAUGGUGAGGAGGAUUUAAGACCCGGUGAUAAUAAAGAGACCGAUGGUGGGGAGGUUAGUCACCUUGCAUCUCAAGAUCACCAAUUGGAAAUUUCACAUAGUAAAUCGUCCAUUGAUGAGAACAAAUCAAAUGCCGUGAAAAAUGGAGACAAGAAAGCGAAAUUAGUAGCAAAAGGAGACGGAGGUAGCAUUCAGGUCGAAAGAGAAUCGAAGCUUGAGGGUGAAUCUACGAGCCAUAACAAUAACAUUGAGCAUGCGGGACCCGUGAGAUUCCCUCAUGAAGGCGGCUUACGAAGGAGGUCAAGUAGCAGCAGCAAGCCUGCUAUGUCGGAGGACAUAGUUCAAGUGGCCACAAGCGCUUCAGACAUUGAUGCGUUGACCUUACAUCCCAUCGGGUCAUCCAAGCAGGAAAAUGAGAAGAGAAAAUUGGGUGUUAUGGAUGAGAAAACCAGAGCUUCAGACGUUUUUGUGAGUACGGGAUUAAAGAAAAGGGACGGUGAAGCUGUAGCAACUUCAGAUGCAAAGCCCUCCGUGGAUCUAAAAGAUGACGACAAACUAGAGCUUUCGUACGAUGCGCCUACAGUUGAUGCCAGCGUUCAUGGAGGUGACAUCAACGGUUCUCCCCAUGACCAUCAGCCACCAAUAGCUUUGGGUCCACGACCAGCGCAAACUACUUCCUGGAAGAGUUGCUGUGGCUUGUUUGAGCUGUUUGCAGGAUCAAAUAAAUAACUUCAGAUGAGAGAAUGAAGGUCGAGCAAACAAGCAACUUCUCGGAGUCUUUUAGUGAAUAUAUAGAAGUUUAUGAUAGUGUUCAUCUUCUUGAACAAUCACGAGUUAGAAGCAUCGUCUUGCAAACUUAUAUUUCUGUUAUUCUCGUUUGAAAAGCAGCUCGGCGCUCCUUGUUUUUUUGCACUGAUUUCCUGGUUUUCUGCAGUUUGCUUAUUGGCAUUUCGAAGGAGGGUUGUUUCUUUAGUUGCGUAGGAAACUUAAAAUUAGAUUUGGCCAGCACAUAUUUUUUACAAUUCAUUGGUUUAGCUGAACAUAUGCUUCCAAAAUAUAUUAUUCAGCAGUUACCCUUUUCAUAA